UCUGAAAGUUGGACGUCCCGCACGAAAACCGUGAUACACUACCGAAGGGCAGCAGUCUCGAUGUGAAAAUAAUACAUAUUUAUUUUGCCAAGAGUGCUACAACUUGAGUACAAGUACAAUCACCGUGCACGAAAAAACACCCUGUUUAGAAAAACCACCGGCGUACCACUGAUUCGACUGUUUCCUAGUACAGCAGUCUGUCAUUGCCAUGGAUUCAGAGUUUCUGCCAGAUGGUCGUCUCCUAGACAUUGUCGACGAAGCUUGGCGGAAGGAGAAACUUCCACAUGAUGACAUUGCUGUCCCCCAGGCUGAGCUUCCGGAUGUCUUUGCCGAUGACGGCAUGUCAGCAGAGACCAUCAAGGAGCAGGAACAGAAGUGGACUGACAUGGCCUUGCAGAAUCUCCAAGAUUCACAGGGUGGCUCCCAGUCGUCAUGACUCUCACUUGUGCCUCCAGGUACCAGCAAUACUUACGCUGACUUCGGUGGACAUGGAAAUGGAUGGACCACACGAGUAUCACUGAGACUCUGUGAAGACGAGAUGCUUGGAUGCCUGUCAUCAGUGCCGUCCUUCAUGCAUUGCCUUGUGGAACGGGGGAUGGGGCUAAGUCAAGGUGACUUGCAGCCAAGCCAGGCUAGGAUUGGCUGCGUAAAGUAGGCAGGAUUGACAUUUGAAUGGCUGUGUGCCCAAGCUCAGCUUUGUUGUGGCUGGUCGAUGUUCAUCUAGAGGCACUUUGAUCUAUGAUGAUCAUCAUCUGUUAUUGAUUAUUUAUAAAAGAAACUUACACCAUCGAGAGCUCAUCAUAUCCACGGAUUUAUGUAUAAAACCUGUACAUGUAAAACACAACCGCAACAUCAGCAACCGUCCAGGAAAACUGGUAGAAGCACUUGGAGAGUGCAAAAUUUGACCAAUUGUGACAAUCUGAUCGAUCUUCUACCAGCCUAGUGUCUCCUGUACUGUCAAGGAAGUGAGUGUGUAUAGAGCAGGUGCAUACUUAACAUAUGUGCACCUUGGCUGUUACAUAAUUCAUUAUUCAAAAAUUAGCCAAUGUACAUGUAGCUACGCGAAAUGUAUAUUUGAAGCUGCAUUGAAAGGUCCAUGCAAUGUAAUUUUUUUUUCAAAUGAAGUCCUUUAAAAUGCUUUUUUGAGUUCCAUUGAACCCAACUUCCAAUUUUUAUACUGCCAUUUGAAUACAUUCAGCAAAAUAUGGGACGGAGGGGUACCCCCCUACAUGUCCAAUCCCUAUACACACUCUAUAUUACUGUUACCUAACAUCCCCCCCACGUCUAAAAAGAAUUCCUGAGAUUCCGAUCAAUGACCAAAGGGUACUCCAUCCCAUACCUUAAUUCAAAUGACUUGUACAGUCAAUUUUCUCAAUAUCGGUGUAAAAAUGGCGGGGGGGGGGUGAAUUACAGGCCCUUCUGCCCUUCUGGGCUCUUAUAAGCACCUCCUCACCCUUUUUUGUUUUGAACCUUGGAUUGAGCACACAGACAAACCCCUUUUUUUUACUUUGAGAGCCCCAACUAAAAAGAAAAUGUCUCCACCACUGGGUUUUCCCAUGAAUUUCACCUAAGGUGCGCCAUCGUCAAGAAGCUAAGUUGUACAUUAUUUUGUUUGGUUCUUGGGAAAAAAAGUGCAGUCGUCUCACCCGCUCAGUUGCGGAGCUUGUCAUGGUUUGCUGAUUCAAAUAUAAAGUAAUCUGCCACCUGUUCCUGGAAUAUUUUUUUUUACGUUUGUGGGGAAGAAGUAAAAUUAGGUGUUUACUGUCCUCCCACCAUUUAAGUGCAACUGCUUUUCCAGAAUAAAAAAAAUGAUUGC
Acanthaster planci (crown-of-thorns starfish) is the source of this 1816-nucleotide messenger RNA. Its product is annotated as anaphase-promoting complex subunit 13-like. The record is from RefSeq and is a predicted model, not a curated record. NCBI's taxonomy places the organism in Eukaryota, Metazoa, Echinodermata, Asteroidea, Valvatida, Acanthasteridae. Gene Ontology annotation, biological process: protein K11-linked ubiquitination. Gene Ontology annotation, cellular component: anaphase-promoting complex.